UUCAUCUUCAAACAAUGUCUUCAAGAGCUAUUUGCUUUAACCAGAGGAUUGAUGAAUACAGCCUUCAAAACGGGGUGUUGAGAAUGCCAAGGAAGCUUGUGAGUAAACAUUGGGAUGGAAUCUCAAACCCUGUAUCUCUUUUGCUUCCUGGUGCUACAUGGGAAGUAAGAUGGGAAAAACGUGGUUAUGACGUUAUCAUGUUAGGGGAUGAAUGGAAGAAUUUUGCAAUGCAUUAUUCUUUGGAUGUGGAACAUUUAUUGAGGUUCUCCUUCAGGCAUGAUUCACAUGUUAGAAGAACACAGUUUCAUGUUGAGAUACAUGAAUCUGGCAUGGAAAUAGAUCACUACCCCUUUAAACAAGGAAGUGCUGACUCUGGUGAAGAAAGUGACAAGAGUACUGAUGAUGAAAAUGAAAAUGAGAAAGAGGUUCAUGUUUCUUCGAGACACCAGAAAAAAAGGCCAAAAUCUCCCUUACCAGUUUCUCGUUCUCCUAAGAAGGUGAAAACCAACUCAAAAGAAGGUAAAGUAAGUUAUCACAAGCAGCAGACAAGAACUGAAUCUGGAAGGGUAAAGCUUGAGAAUAAUAAGCUAAAAAACACAGGUCAAAAACAAAUGAGCCAUGGUAGAGGAGAGUGCUCAAAAUCUGCCUCUAUUGAGAGUGAGGAGGAGCCUUUAAGAGAUACUAAAAUUGGGAGUACUGCAUACGAAAGAGCCUGGACUUUCAAAUCUGACAACGACAUCAUUUGUAACAUGGCCCCUUCAUACCAAAAUGCGAUGUCACUGCCAAAAGGAUUUAUACCAACACAUUUACAAAAGGUGGAAGGGGAAGCAGCACUUUGGGAUUAUAAGAGGAGAAUUAAAUGGGAUGUCAGGUUCAGGCAGAAUCCAACCAGUAAUCAAGUUAAUCUUUCUACUGGUUGGAAGAAAUUUCGUGAGGAUAAUAAUUUGAAUAUAGGUGAUGUGUGUGUUUUUAAGAGAAUGAAUAAUUCAGCAGAAGUUUCAUAUAGAGUUAAGAUUUUCAGGGCCACAAAAGCAUCAAGCCCUCACCAUGUUGAAGGAGCUGAAAGAGGAAAACAAACAAGUCCUGGAAAUAACUUUGCUGAAAGGGGCAGUGAAAGAAUUGCAAAGAAGUCCUCAAUAACUAAUGUCUUGGAUAAUGAUUAUGAUGGUUCUGAAAAUAACAGCAGAAGGCUAGAGAAUCAAUUCACGAUCACUUUGAAGAAUACUGAUAGGAGUAUACCCAUGGGAUUCAUCAACAAAUAUGUCACUGCUAGGGUAACAUAUGCGAUACUGCAAGCUAAGAAUAAAGAAUGGCACGUGCAGCUAUGCUAUGAUCGAGAGGAUGGUUCUGCAAGAUUCCUUUCUUCUGGUUGGUCUAAAUUUGUGAGGGAUUGUGAGUUGGAGGAAGGAGAUACAUGUGUCUUUGAGCUGGUUGAUAAAGAAAAAUUUGUGCUCAAAGUUAGUGCUACAAGACUUAUUGUUUGAGUUGUUAAUUGAUUACCCCUGUAACUUUUAAUUAACACCUUCUUAGUUUACUUUCAUGGAUUGUUUAGAACUUUGUGAAAUUGUCACUGAAUAUUGAAUAAUAGUUCAAAUAAUAGUUCAAGUGAUAAGAAU
Messenger RNA from Lotus japonicus, 1616 nucleotides. Its product is annotated as B3 domain-containing transcription factor VRN1-like. The record is from RefSeq and is a predicted model, not a curated record. Bases 15 to 1484 code for a protein of 489 amino acids. Gene Ontology annotation, molecular function: DNA binding. The transcript has 7 exons. Lineage: Eukaryota; Viridiplantae; Streptophyta; Magnoliopsida; Fabales; Fabaceae.